CAUAUUAUGGCCGGUUUUAUUAAAUUAACUAAAGAAUCAAAACAAUUUGCUGAUUCACUUCCUAAAUUUGAUAUUUCAUCAAUAAAUAUCGAAACACUUCGUUCCAAACCUGAUAACGAGGUACCAUUGGCUAUUUCUAGACCUGAUGUUGAUUUAGAAGAUAUGACUGUAAUUAGCUCUUCUGGCUUAGUCAAAAUUCGUGUUUAUCGUCCUAGUGGUUCUCAUGAUAAAAUCUUACCAGCUAUUAUCUACAUGCACGGUGGUGGUUGGUGUGUUGACCAAAAGGCUUCUUACGCUUAUAUUUGUUCAAAGCUUGCAGGAGAAGCAAACUGCGCUGUCAUCUUUGUUCAUUAUUCUCUUAGUCCUGAAGCUCGUUUCCCAACUGCUGUUGAAGAAUGUUAUGCUGUCUUGGCUUGGGCUACAAACCCUGCUAAUGUUAACUUUUUGAAGAUUGAUCCUACUUCUGUCUCUGUAGGUGGUGAUUCCUCAGGCGCUAACUUGGCCAUAGCAAUCACAUUGCUUGCUAAGCAACGCCAAUUAGAGAACAAGAUUAAACAUCAAUUGUUAUUUUAUCCCGUCACUAAUACUGAAUUCAACACAAGUUCAUACUAUGAAUUCAGUAAUGAUUAUGCAUUGACGCGUGAUCUUAUGAAAUUCUUUUGGGAUCAAUAUGUACCAGAAAAGUCAGAUCGUGAAAAUAUUAUUGCUUGUCCUGGUAAGGCUACUGUAGAAGACUUGAAGGAUUUACCUCCAGCUUUAAUCAUUAUUGCUGAAGCCGAUGUCGUAAGAGAUGAAGGUGAAGAUUAUGGUCGCAAAUUGUUGGCUGCUGGUGUCCCUGCUACUACAACUCGUGUCGUAGGAGUCCUACACGGAUUUGUUAGUAAACCAAACUUAUUUUCUCAAGAAACUUUAUUUGCAUUAGACAUGGCAGCUGCUGCCCUUCGUAGAGCUUUUUAUAAUAAAUAAUAUAAAUACAUUUAUUUUUUUUUAAUAUUUU
This is a messenger RNA of Cokeromyces recurvatus, 997 nucleotides long. RefSeq names its product alpha/beta hydrolase fold-domain-containing protein. NCBI's taxonomy places the organism in Eukaryota, Fungi, Mucoromycota, Mucoromycetes, Mucorales, Mucoraceae. Gene Ontology annotation, molecular function: hydrolase activity. The record is from RefSeq and is a predicted model, not a curated record. The coding region runs from base 7 to 966 and encodes 319 amino acids. The transcript is spliced from 4 exons.